Molecule: messenger RNA, 1101 nt
Organism: Centruroides sculpturatus (bark scorpion)
Lineage: Eukaryota; Metazoa; Arthropoda; Arachnida; Scorpiones; Buthidae
Exons: 2
Coding region: 495-1010 (171 amino acids)
Source: RefSeq, a predicted model, not a curated record
UAGGUAUAGAUUACUACGGAGGGUGAUGGAAUAUGUGUAAGACUGUAUAGAAAACUGUACUUCUGGAUAUGUUUAUGGAGAAUUUCUCAUCUUGCACAUGUGAUAUUCUGAAGAGAAAUCUAGGCAAAGAAGCAAGAAAAGCAAGUUUUGUUGAGACACCUUCCCUAUCAUCAUUUCUCUAAUCAUUUCUCCAAUCGUGUGCCAAACACCACCUGCCAAGUCCGGACGUCUCACCUUAGCAGCCCUCUGGUGGAAGGAUGAAGAGAUGUCGUGGAUCGAUACAUGCUGGGUUGCAAGUAGCAGCCAGUUGGAAGCGACCGAGUUACAGGACGUACCACGUAUCGCCGUGUUCCACUUGGUAUACCAACUGUCUUCCAGAGCCGCGAUACAGGUGUGGCAGUGUGUGUUUUUCGACGACAAUGUGACGAUAUGUGGUGGUGUGGCAAUGUUGUGUAUCUACGAAAUGCCGAAGUGUAAUUCGCUUAUGUAAUAGGAUGGCAUCGAAUAUUAAUUGGCAAUCAUCCAUGGCUCAUGCCCUAUACAUCAGUCCACUUAUAUGGAGCAUAUGGGUUCUAUUUGUGUCCGCUCGUGUCCCUGCAGGCCCUGCUACAAAUGAACAGCCAUGGGCUUCAAUCCUGUACACAGCUGUUAUACGCGGUAAAGUGGCAUUGCCUUGUGACAUAUCACCUCCAGCUGCCGAUGAUGCGGUAGUGUUAAUUUUAUGGUAUAAAGACGAAGACCCUGCCCCAAUCUAUACUUUAGAUGCUAGGAGAGGAACAGUCGAACAAGCGAGGCAGUCAUCUAGUCCACAUUUGGACAGUAGGGCUUACUUCAAUAUGAUCAACAGGCCGGCUUUCCUGCAACUAGAUCCUGUACAAGAAGGUGAUGCUGGAGAAUACAGAUGCAGAGUUGAUUUUCGGAAAGCAAGGACGGUCAAUACUGUCAUUACAUUAAAAGUUAUAGGUAAGAAAUGGUUUUCUUACAUCACCCUAAAACUCGAUAUAACAUAGAUUAACGAAAUAAUAAUUAAACACAAGAUUCCUAUAGCAUCUUCUGAUAUAUAUUUAUCUAAAUAGAGAGUUUUAUAUGUAAAAAAUGAUA